AUGGAUUCCAACCAAGAAGAUCAUUUUGAUCGUCUUCCAGAUGCAAUUCUCCUCCUCAUCUGCAAUAAACUCCUUGACGCCAAGACCCUAAUCAGAUGCCUCUCAGUCUCAAAGCGUUUUGCUUCUCUUAUUCCUCAAAUUGACACUGUUUUUCUUCCCCUCCCUCGUGUUGUACCUGAUCCAAAACCCGGGGAGGGCUUACCCAAAAAAGUUUUCAAGGUUUUUGUGCAGAAUUUGGUCACAAAACUCGUUCGAUUUCUUCAACAUAUCAUUUUUGCUAGACACGCUACAAACUUCAAGCCUGACCAUUUCUUAUACCAUUCCCCUUAUGGAGUUUUGAAAAACUUCAAUGGAGUAAAGACUUUGCAUUUAGAGCUACCUUGCAUUGGCUGUGACAUGGGAUUUGACAGUGGUGAUCAUUCAUUAAGAUUGCUCAAGUGGAAAGCUGAAUUUGGACAGGAGCUCAAGAGUUGCGUAAUCCUUGGGGCAACAUCUUUUGAAAGGAAGAAACUUUCAUCAACGAACACUGGAAACGAAGUACGUGAUGAAGAAGAACAAGAAUGUUUUCAACCAUAUUUAGCCGAAGAAGUGCUCGACUUACAAAUAAUGUGGACAAUAUCUUGCUUGGUAUCUGCGUCCGUGAGGCACUACUUGUUGAAAGAGAUUGUUGCAAAGUGCCGUACGCUUCAAAGCGUUGUUGUUACGGAUGUAAGCAAGCAAGGGAAGCUUUGCAUGGCGGAAGAACAGCUCGUUGAGCUGAGGAAUAUUACUAUGAACUCGAUGGGGACGUCGACGGAGAGGACUCCCAUACCAAACUCGUGCAUUAAGCUAUGGUACGAGCCGGUAAUGGAGUUUCCGGCAUCCGGGAUUGUCAUGAAAGGAGUGACAGUUAUGGUGAUCAGGCCUGUUAAUGGAGGGGUGACGUGGGGAGAAGGAAAAAGUGAUGGUGAUUUGUUGGUGGGUGAUUUGGAUGGAAAGGAGGAUCAUGAAGAUAAGGCAGUUUUUAGGGAAGCUGUGGGAGAGAUGGUGAAGAGGAAAACUAAGUUUGUGAUGGAAUUGAGUUCCUUUUGA
Carya illinoinensis is the source of this 1071-nucleotide messenger RNA. Its product is annotated as F-box protein At4g18380-like. The transcript has a single exon. Gene Ontology annotation, molecular function: protein binding. The record is from RefSeq and is a predicted model, not a curated record. NCBI's taxonomy places the organism in Eukaryota, Viridiplantae, Streptophyta, Magnoliopsida, Fagales, Juglandaceae. Bases 1 to 1071 code for a protein of 356 amino acids.